AUUCUCCAGUUGGUGGCGAUAGCGCUCUUCUUGGUGGCAACCCACCAUUUAACUAAAACAGAAGAAGGACCAGUCUUCUCGCGAGGUUUCACUUAAAAAUAACGCGGGACGGUGUUAGAAGAUCAUCCGUUGAAACAGACAGCAUUGGCAGUUAAUAAGCUUCCAUCAGCUCACCAGCUGAGUGUCGUUGCUCAGUUUCCAAAUGGAUCCUACGGAGGACUUGUCUGCUCGGGUCCUGCUGAAACAUAUUCUCAACACCGAGCCACCCAGGACACCAAUCACCCGCAGUGCCUCCAAAACACACAGUUCCAACGCGAGCAGGCGCAGCAGUAGACUGGGCAACAAAGAUGCUGGUGCCCAAACACCACAGGACAUCCUGAGACGCAGCCUGAAGCAUAAAAUACGUGAGAGUAUAACCAGGAAAUCCCUGCCAGCUACUAAAAGGAGGACUGCCUCAUUUGUCAAAAAGACAAACACGCCUGCCCCAACCUCUAUGUUGUUUGAUGAUGGGGAGACACCAAGGCACAUACUCAUGAACAUCCUGCGGACAGAGCCUGUAAGGUCCCCUGUGGUUCAUAGUAAAGCUGAUUCAGAAGAGCCACAGCCAUCUUCAGCUAACUCCAGCAUUACCAGCAAGCGUCAGAGCACUGAAUUGUCUGGGUUAGACUUGCCUGAUAUAACUAUUGGCACUGCUGUAAGUACUGCAAAGGGACUAAGCAGAAAGAGACCACGUCGGAGCCUUAAUGUAACAGCUUUUGAAAAUCGUCUUAAAGAUGACGAUGAUGUUGAAGAGGAAAAUGAAGUAUCAAUAGGAAACCAUUCAUCAGUUCUCUCAUCAAGUUCCACUUCUCUGAGUCUAAAAACUCCCUUUGUGGAUCUCCGGACUGAGAAAAGGGGCCUGCAGAGGAGAGUUUCUAACCGUCGAAAAAUCACAGAAGAAGAAUUCGGCGCUGCAGUUAAUAAAAGGCAGAUGGGAGAAGCAACCAGCAUCGUGGAGCAGGGUCCCAGUGAAACGGCCUACUCUGAGGGCUUCACUCUGGGCCUAAGCAAACUUGGCGAACCUGAUGUCACAAGUGAUAUCAUCCUCUGCAACACAGCUCUGUAUGCCCAGUCUGAUGCCAUGACCUCCACCUUUUCAAUUGUUGCAACUCAGGACAAACCCACAGUGAUGGCGUCUCAGCUUCAGAGACAAAUGAUAGAGGCAGAGCAGGAGGAGCUGAUGGAAGCAGAAGAGAACAGCUCGGAGAAAGAGAGAUCACUGAAUCUGUUCCUUACUGAAGAAGGGACUGAUGCAGAAGCUCAAUGUGAAGAAGGUUUUUCUCCGUCUCAGUCUGAGGAUGUAAAUGUUGCUGAAUCAGAAAAGGAGGAAGGGAAGAGUACAGCUGGUGGUCAAACUGAAGAUGCCGUCGCCAUGUUGAUAUCUGAGGAAGAGCAAGAGGAAGGCAUAGCUGAAUUGCAGACUAGUGGAAGGGAUGAUACAUCCAAGUCUGAAGAGGAGAACAGAGUGCAAGCUCAAACAGAAGAGGAUGUUACAGCAGACUCGCAAAAUAAAGAAGAAGAUGGUGAAGAAGACGAGGAAGCAGUUGGAGUUGAGUCUCAGUCUGAAGAGGAUGUUACAGCCAGGUCUCAGUCUGAGGAAGAGGAGGUUGCACCAGACAGUCAAACUGAAAGAGAAGAGGGUGCAGUCGACUCUCAAGAUGAAGAAUUAGCUGUUAAUUCUCAUUCUGAGGAAGAGGAGGAUUUUGCAGAACAUCAAAGCAAUCAAGAGAAUCCCUCGGAGGGUUGUUUGGCUGAUUCUCAAGCUGAAGAUGAGCAUGAUGAGGAGGAAGAUGGAGAAAAGGCAUCAAAGCAUCUGGAACGUGAUUUGGAACAUAUCAGUCGCAGGGCACAUCGUUCUGAAGGUGGAAUCAUACCUGUUACAGAAGCACAUGGGGAUUGGGCAGACACCACAGAAGGAGGGUUGUCUGAUGGCAAGUUGAAGUCCAAAAGGAUUUCUGAAUUAGCUGAGACCUCAAUCCAAGGACAGAUAGCUGCUUCUCAUACAGAGGCUGAGCCCGAUACCGAUAAAGAGAACUCCUUUCGUCUAUCUAUUGAAGACAGUGAGCACCUGAGUAACGAUUCACCUGAGGAGGAUGCUGCUCAGGACCCUGCUGAAGAGGAGGAAGGGUGUGAGGAUGAAGAAGAUGAUGAAGACAGUGAAGAUGUCCCCAGCAAGACUCCAGCAUUUGUCAGAGAGAAAAGGACAUUUUUUCAACCUGAUCCUCUGGCCUCACCUUCUGUUCUUAAGAACGUUCAAGCCAGUAGCACAAGUGAAAGUUUGCCUGCACCUAAACCUAAGCCGAUGAGAAAGAGGACAAAGCCAGCUCAAAGGGAGGGUGGCCUUCCUAAGACCUACCUUAUGAAGAUGUUCAAGCACUUUGCCAAAACAAAGGUCUCUGCAGAUGUGUACCCUGUCCUAAAAGAAACAAUGGAUAAAUUCUUUGAGCGACUGGCAGAGGAUUUGGAGACGUAUGCUGUUCAUGCAAAGAGAAAAACCAUAGAGUUUGAAGACGCCGAACUUCUGUUGAAAAGGCAGGGUUAUGUGAAUGACAAGGUGCCCGUUGAAGUGCUUAUUGAAAAAUAUCUUCGCAUGGACCAGCGUAAGCUCCUGAUCCCCAUUGCAACCAGCGGAAAUGUUGUUGUCCCCAAGAAGCGGAGAUGAGUGUCUUAUUUACAGCUGCGUUUUUUUUUUAUCUGGCUUCAUCUCUUGGACUGCUACACAUUUAAUUGUGUUUGAUCUGGACAAGUUAUGUCUCCAUAUAAUUUUCUUAAUCAAUCAGAUUAUAAAUCUGUGUAAAUGUAAAUAUCAAUGUAUGUAACAUGUAAGAUUACCUGAGUGUGUGUCAGCUUUCUUUUUUUUUUUUUAGCCUUUUAUGCAUUCUUUUCUGAUAAUUUUGAAACAAAGGAAUGUGUGUUCCUGUAGACUUGUAAAAAUAACAAAACCUGAAAUAAAGUUCUGUUUUGUUUUUCUGUCUGACCCAAGCAA
Messenger RNA from Scatophagus argus, 3025 nucleotides. It is a transcript of the gene cenpt, whose product is annotated as centromere protein T. Gene Ontology annotation, biological process: chromosome segregation; mitotic cell cycle; kinetochore assembly. NCBI's taxonomy places the organism in Eukaryota, Metazoa, Chordata, Actinopteri, Scatophagidae. Bases 203 to 2701 code for a protein of 832 amino acids. Gene Ontology annotation, cellular component: kinetochore. The transcript is spliced from 14 exons. The record is from RefSeq and is a predicted model, not a curated record. Gene Ontology annotation, molecular function: DNA binding; protein heterodimerization activity.